Messenger RNA from Monomorium pharaonis (pharaoh ant), 2967 nucleotides. It is a transcript of the gene Cyp303a1, whose product is annotated as probable cytochrome P450 303a1. The record is from RefSeq and is a predicted model, not a curated record. NCBI's taxonomy places the organism in Eukaryota, Metazoa, Arthropoda, Insecta, Hymenoptera, Formicidae. Gene Ontology annotation, biological process: xenobiotic metabolic process. The transcript is spliced from 10 exons. The coding region runs from base 400 to 2118 and encodes 572 amino acids. Gene Ontology annotation, molecular function: iron ion binding; heme binding; oxidoreductase activity, acting on paired donors, with incorporation or reduction of molecular oxygen, reduced flavin or flavoprotein as one donor, and incorporation of one atom of oxygen. Gene Ontology annotation, cellular component: cytoplasm; intracellular membrane-bounded organelle.
AAAAAUCGCGAUUUAUUUGAAAGACGAUUGUUGGAUAAUAAAUAAUAAUCUACACAUUUAUGAAAAAAAGAAAUGAUUCUAAUACAUUCUAAUAUAUGUGGAAUAUAUUUUCAUUUUUUCAUGUUAAAAAACUAACUUAAAAAUAAUAUUUAUCUUUGUUAUAUUAAAUUACCAAGUAUUAUUAUGCAUCAAAAUUAUACUAAAGUUUGCCACUUUCUUGUUUUAACCGGACGUCCAUUAAGGGUCCGUCGCUAUGUUGAUGUUAAUGUUGCAUCGGUCUUGCAAGUGUAUGGGAUGAAGAGGGGCAUUUAAAAGCGGACUGAACACUGGUCCACGGCCAGUCCUGCUUAUACAACGAACGAGAAAAUUUCUCUACGAGUGUAAGACUAAAUUUAUAAGAUGCUCGCCACAGCGAUGUUAUUGCUGAUACUCAUAUUACUAUUGGUAUACUUGGAUUGUCAAAAACCAAAAGGAUACCCACCAGGUCCGAGAUGGUGGCCUAUUCUAGGCUGUGCAUUAGAAAUAGCGCGUAUUCGUCAAGAAACUGGAUAUCUCUUCAAAACUUGUUCAGCGCUCUGCAAAAAAUAUGGUCCUGUGGUGGGCUUGAGGAUCGGCCAGGAUCGCAUCAUUAUUCUGAAUGAUCUGGAGAGCAUACGGUCAAUGCUAACUAAUGAAGAUUGUGACGGCAGACCGACCGGACCGUUUUACAAGGCCAGAACUUGGGGCCACAGACUAGGUCUCAUCGUAGUGGAUGACAGACUAUGGGUAGAGCAACGACGAUUUGUCAUGCGACAUUUACGGGAAUUUGGUCUUGGUCGUACUAGUAUGGUUACAAUUAUCGAGGAUGAGGCGUUAAAACUGGUGGAACAUUUCAAAAAGAUGCUUCAAAACGGUUAUAAUUACGAAAUCGCCGAUGUACGAAAAAUAACGAUAAAUAAUAAUAAUAACAAUAUCGGUCAGAUAUACAAGCUGCAGAAAGAUCCGAAGGACAAGCCGAACAAGUCGAAGCUGUAUAAGGAAUUCGAUAUAAUCAAGACUAAGAUCCCUGAACGUAAACCUCGUACAGUGGCGGAUUUGUACAUGAAAGCCGAAGACUACGCGGAAGUUAGAAAAAUCUCCCAAUCUGCGGGAAUGAUUAUAUCUAUGCACGAUGCCUUUGGCGUGACUGUAUUGAACACCCUUUGGAAAAUGAUGGCUGGAAAAAGGUACGAUACUGGCGAUAAAGAACUUACGCACCUACAAAAAAUCCUGACAAAGCUUCUAAAUGAAAUCGACAUAAUCGGUGCACCUUUCAGUCACUUUCCAUUUCUACGUUUUAUCGCGCCGGAAAAGUCCGGUUAUAAAGCAUUCGUAGACACACAUCGAGAACUCUGGGCAUUUUUACAAGAAGAAUUGAACAAUCAUAAAAACACAUUUUUGUCAAAUGCGCCGCGAGAUUUGAUGGACGUCUAUCUGAAUGUGCUAAAUUCAAAAGACUGUAGUGAUACAUUUUCAGAAUCCCAGUUGUUGGCAAUUUGUGUGGAUCUGUUUAUUGCGGGCUCCGAGACAACUUCGAAAGCACUCGGGUUCGGAUUUUUAAAUCUAAUAUUAAAUCCGCAUGUUCAGAGAAAGGCGCAUGAAGAAAUAGAUAGAGUUAUUGGCCGCGAUAGAUUUCCCACGCUGGCUGACAAACCGAGAAUGCCAUACGUUCAAGCCAUCGUUUUGGAAUCCUUAAGAAUAUUUGUGGGCCGCACUUUGAAUGUCCCACAUAGAGCGAUAAGAGACACUACUAUUGCAGGCCAUAGGAUACCAAAAGACACAAUGCUCGUUGUAAAUUACAACAGAAUAAUCAUGAAUGAGUCCUGGGACAAUCCAGAAGAUUUUCGACCAGAGAGAUUUCUUGAUAACGACGGCAAUAUCAUUACACCAGAAGAAUAUUUUCCUUUUGGCAUGGGCAGACACCGUUGUAUGGGAGAAAUAUUAGCUAGAAGCAAUAUUUUCAUUAUAACGGCCUCGUUGCUACAAGCAUUCAACUUUUCGACGGUGCCCGGCGAAGCACGACCAACCACGCAAGAUUUUGUGGAUGGUGUCACGGCUGGUCCAAAACCAUAUAGAGCAUUGGUUUCUCUGAGAACGUAAAUUAAAUACCUGACAUAAUGAAUGGUCAUCUUAUCUUAUUUUUAAUUCAAACUCAAUGCUAUUCUAAACAUAUAUAUAGAUAUUAACAAUAGGAUUAUUGUUUUUUUAUAUUUUCCAGUUUAUGCAUCUCAGACUGCAAGAUAAAAUGUAUGUAUAAUAUAUCGUUUUUGAUGUAUGUUUGUCACAAAAAUAUAUUUUUAUUAUAAUCGAUAUAUGUAUAGGAGUAUACAGAGACAGUAUAUAUACACAUAUAAAGAAAGCUACGCGAAAUAAAUAAUUAUUCGUACAUUAGAAGAAUAUAGUCUUCAUAUCACCGCUCGUUUUGUCGAACAAGCCUUUGAAUCAACAUUCUCACGUCGCGCGUUUGACAAUAAUAUAACAAUGUGAAGGAUUCACAUUUACUUGAAUGUGAAAUCUUUGUGUAUGUACGAAAGAUUUACACGCGAGUGAAAUUAGUAGCGAACAUCGAGAGCGAAUCGAAACACGUGGACAACAGGUACAGAUCAGUUAAUUUCUCAAACUAAAACAUGAUCUUACAGAAAGCAAGAAAAACACUUAUGCUGUAUAAUUCCAAACUCGACACAAUGUGCCAUUGUAUAUACUAAAAAAUCGGAUAUUUACAAAAAUGUAAACAUCGGAGGCAAUUUCAUUACAUUACGAUCUGAUUUUUGCAUUUUAACACCAUGUACUAAAAAAGGGAUUCAUAUAAAAUGUACGACCGAAAAUCUGAAAGUCGGCUUCAAUCUCAUGUUAAACAUAUUUGUUAAAACAUAUUUAUCUCUUUGUAAUGGACGGCAUUAAAUUAAUAAACUAAUGUACUCAAUAUACAUAUAACACAUGACAGAAAAA